AUGGACUCUUUGGGAAAAACAUUGAAUAAUCUCUCUCUUUACGAGGUGAAAGCUUACGUUAGAAAGGCUCAAAAUGCGGUGCUUAAUUUGAGUGAGAUGGAGGCCAAGGUUAGGGAAGCCACGAAUAAUGAUCCUUGGGGUACACCAACAAGUGUCAUGUCCGAAAUUGCUAGAGGUACUUUCAGUUAUCCUGAAAGAGAAGAGAUUUGUGCAAUGAUAUUUAGACGGUUUACUGAAAAGUCAGCACACGAAUGGAGACAAAUAUACAAGGCAUUACAACUCAUGGAAUACUUGGUGAAACACGGCUCUGAACGCUUUGUUGAUGAUGCAAGAGCCAAUGUGAACUUGGUAAGCAUGCUCAAGUCAUUUCACUAUAUAGAUUCAAAGGGAGUUGACCAGGGUAUAAAUGUUCGCAACAGAGCUAGGGAACUUUCAGCUUUACUCAACGAUGAGUCCAAAAUUCGUCAGGAAAGAAGAAAGGCCAAAGAAAAUGCAAAGAAAUUUGGAGCUGUUUCCUCUAACUCGGCCUAUAUGGGAUCAUCAUCUUUGAGAAGGACAAAUGCUGUCUCAUCAAGUUAUGACUAUGACGAGGAGGAUGCCGGUUACGCUGGAAGGGUUUUCGGCGAUGGCGGAGUUUUUGGGCAAAGAUUCGAAGAGCAAGCUCCGACUAACGCGUCGAAGAAAUUUGAGGAGUACGAUGUUGAGCAUCACAGCAAUUCCAGGAAAACAAGCAAGCCGUCUGUGCAAGCCUCAAGUGUUACAGCCAGCGCUCAACCUAAAGUUGACUUGUUUUCCUUUGACGACAAACCAGCUGCCACUUCAACUGCUGGUACCGUUCAUGAUGAAGAAGAUGAGUUCGAUGAAUUUCAAAGUGCCUCUACUUCGGCGCAGGUUGUGCAGCCUCACAACAAUCUCGCUGACCUUUUGAACGCAUCAUACGGUCAACAAGCUAACAAUCCAGCAGCUUCCUUCCUUCAAUCGCCUGCCGCAACACCUUAUCCUCCGCAACUGUCUAACCACGUUGAACCGGCAAUCACCAACCCAAAGAAAAACGAUGAUAUAUUUGGAAGUCUGUUAUCGUCUGCCAAAACGAAGACGCAUCUUCAGCCAUCGACCUCUACGGCCAGUAAGCCAUCCCCUUCUCCUGCAAAGUCUGCUGUCGAGAAUGAACCUGGGCUCGUUUCAUCCACAUCUAAAGAAGAAGCCACUAGUCAAAUUCCAUCGAACGGUCAAGGGAAUGGUGUUGUUGACUUGUUGUCCUUUUAA
Molecule: messenger RNA, 1266 nt
Organism: Ogataea haglerorum
Lineage: Eukaryota; Fungi; Ascomycota; Pichiomycetes; Pichiales; Pichiaceae
Exons: 1
Coding region: 1-1266 (421 amino acids)
Biological process (GO): endocytosis; Golgi to endosome transport
Cellular component (GO): endosome; clathrin vesicle coat; plasma membrane
Molecular function (GO): clathrin binding; phospholipid binding
Source: RefSeq, a predicted model, not a curated record